This is a messenger RNA of Penaeus indicus, 2091 nucleotides long. RefSeq lists its product as uncharacterized. The coding region runs from base 44 to 1072 and encodes 342 amino acids. The record is from RefSeq and is a predicted model, not a curated record. Lineage: Eukaryota; Metazoa; Arthropoda; Malacostraca; Decapoda; Penaeidae. The transcript is spliced from 6 exons.
AUCUUUCUAUUUAUUUUCUUCCCCAGACUGCACUGUUAUCACCAUGUGGCCGUGUGUAUUGAUACUGGUGUGGGCGGCCCUGAGCGACGCGACGACGGGACCGCGAUCUGCUUUUGUUCAGCGCCUCGAACCCAUCGACUUUGUGGGCACUGAUUACUAUUUGACGGGCGGGAGCAGCGGCGGAGGCAAUUCCAUGAUGGAGGAUCUGCGCCGAGGACACGACGGCCUCAUGGUCAAGCUCAACGACGUGACGAGAGCUCUCAAGGAGGACGAACUGAAGCUGAACAACGUCUUUUACAAGCUGGGCCGCCACGACAACGACUUAGAAGGCAUCAGUGAAAAUGUGCAGAAACUCUCUUCAUCUUCUAAGAAAAUUGAGGCGAAACUUAACAAACACGCCUUCAACGUGGACUUCCUACGGCGGCGCGUCGAGCGACUGCAGCAGGAAAAGAAGGCGGAAAACACUCUGGAAGCACAGUUAUCGGCUGCCAGGGAGAUCAUAGACCGCUUGGAAAACCGCCUCACCGACGCCCUCAUCCGCCUCGGAAAUGUGGAGAAUACCACCCGCACUUUGGAGAAACGGUCGGUGGUUUCUCACUUCCCGGAUCUGCUUGGCCCGCCCAUCGCUGCUGCUGCCCGCCCGCCCACCUUAACGGUGUACCCGGCGACACACACAGGUGGAAAUGUGGCAGGUGAGUGCGGCGGCGACUGGGAGAGGAUCGGCCUCGGAUGCUACUGGUUCGGUAUCGAGGAGCUCACCUUCCCGGAGGCCGUGGCGUCGUGCGUGCGUCGCGGAGGCCACCUGCUGACGCUCAACCCGCCCGGCACCCAGCACGACCUGCUCAUGGCCCGCCUCGCCGACGGUACUACUUACUGGACCAGCGCCACAGAUGCCUUCAACAAAGAUGACUGGGCCUUCCUCAUGACAGCCCAACCUGUGCUGCCUUCUCACUGGGGGGCCGACCAAGAGAACAGUCUGAGCAACCACCAACGCUGUGCAGGCGUGGCUAGCAUAGGCCUCCUCAAGCAGCGCUGCACUCACCGCCAGUCGUAUAUCUGCCAUAUGUUUUAAAGUGGUCCGAGAGGAACACAAGCUUGAGUUGGGGACUGGCACAUCUAGAUAUUCAAAAUUUUGAGUUAUUAUUAUUAUUAUUUUUUUUUUUUGUUAAAGUGAAUAAUUGGGGAAAUUUAGAUGUGAGAUAGCUUCCACUGUAUACACCCUGCUCUGUAGUUUUGCUACCGUAAUUUAUUCAUAAAAUGAAGAACAUCUGAUUCUCUGUCCACUUCCAAUGUACAAAAUGUGUCCAAGUAAAGAUACAGUCUCCACUGUAUCUGGGUCAGAAUGCUAACUCAUAAGAUAUAAACAUGAAUAAUCACACACUCAUUAAAAUGUUGAUACAGGGUUUAGCCAAUUUUUUAUUGAUUUUUCUUAUUUCUCUGUCCUAUAGGAACUUUUUGUAAGAAAAUAAUAUCUAUCUUGUAUUUUUUGUAUACUGACUAGUAAAUCAGCAUUUUUUUUAGCACAUAAAAAUCAUAUACAAUAAAAAGCAUCAUGACUACAUUGUAAUAAUGGACCUCCCCUGAUUUUAUUGUUUAAUACUGAUAACCAAAGUCACACUUCUGGGACUCCUUUGGAGCUAUAGACCAGACUUAGCUAGAGUUUAUUGUAUUAUUUGUCACAUGCAUAUGAAAUUAUGACUUAACCAAAUCAUACAAUCAUCACUUUUAUCAUCAUCAUUUGUCUUUCUUACAGGAGCAUUUAGUCCCUGUCAGUAACCUGUAAAAAGAUGUCAUGCUCUUUCCAAAGAUUAGUCAUAUUUCAUACAUGCUGUACAUUGUACUUAUAAUCUUUUAAAGUUCUCCAUAUAGUUAAACAAAUAGGUGAUGUUUAUUAAGUUAUAUGUAACUGCCUUUCACUAAAGCCUGCCUCAUUAUUAAGUUUAAUGAAAAUGUUAACAGUACUGUUAUUUUUAAUUACCAAAUAUUAUAUAUAGUUGGUUUAUGAAGUAAUUAGGGCUUGUGCUUGGCCCUUGAUGUGAUCCCAACUUAUCACUACAAUGGGUUGUCUUUUUAUAAUAAAAACAAACAAGU